This is a messenger RNA of Tigriopus californicus, 4641 nucleotides long. It is a transcript of the gene Gli, whose product is annotated as neuroligin-like protein glit-1. Lineage: Eukaryota; Metazoa; Arthropoda; Copepoda; Harpacticoida; Harpacticidae. The transcript is spliced from 12 exons. Bases 986 to 4417 code for a protein of 1143 amino acids. Gene Ontology annotation, cellular component: septate junction; tricellular tight junction; cell surface. The record is from RefSeq and is a predicted model, not a curated record.
ACUUAACCACUUUUUCCUCCUAGACGGCUUGCACUCGUAAAGCUACAAGAAAACUUUUUUGGCAAUGUAACUUCCCAUCCUUCAUCCAUUUAGAGGAGAAAUGCCUUUCAGUUCUUGAAAUGAGAUAUUCAAACUUGAUAGACCGUUCAUAUGAAGCAUGAGAUCCUUUCUAAUCUAUAUUCCAAGUAAACGUAAAUUAAUCUCGGUUUUACUCAUGUCAUAAGCAGAAAGAAAUCCCCAAUAGCUUCUAUCAAAAUAUCCUUGAGUAGAAUAAUGGAUCAAAAGCUUGAACGACCCCCUUAAUUUUCUCCUCAUACUUUAUCUCCACAUUUCAAGCCUUUAUUCAUGCGCGAGCUUCAUAUCUCUAUUUUAAUACUCCAAUCUCUUAUCUUAUCUUAUCUUAUCAAAUUAGUUUGUAUUUUAGCACUCGAGGAGCUUACAACAACACCCUCUUUCUGUCUCAAAAAACUGGAGACAGACAAUAACCAAAGCACAAUAAUCAUCCAUGUCUUGAUCGAAGACUAUUAUCCACCCCCCAAACUACAGAAUCCACAAGCGACCAAGGUAUCAUCCGUCUCUUUCUUCCACAUGGUACGGUGGUGCCUUGAUAAGGGGUCUCCUUGGUUUGUGAUCCAGGUACAAAACUCGACAAGUGAGUGCCGUUGCACUCCAAGCCAAAUGUGUUUGUGCUUGAGGCUUGAAUGAGUGAGUGACUGACUGUGUGUGUGUAAGGAGAGCACAUCUGACAAAGCCAAAGUGCAAGACGGGCCAGUAGAGGACCCCGAUGCCCGUUGAGACAGGCCAGGCACAGGAACCACUCUACGCCCAAACCUGUUGUUUUGAUUCUUUCAUUCUGCCAAGAUUGGGUUCUCACGAUUUAGUUUGAGAAAUCAAGUGUCAUCCGGGGUCAGGACCAGCCAAAUUUGGCUGGAAUUUCAGUGUGCUGGAUGGCAUUGUCCAAGUGUUCGUGAUAUUCUGUGCCACAAUGAAGCCGGGCUUCAAGCCACGGGUCUUUUGUUUGCACAAUGUGUGUCUUAUUAUUGGUGUGGUGAUAUCGUGGACAUGGGCUCAAACUAUAGAGAGACCGGAUCGGGUUGCCUCUGAUGAUGAAAAUAGCUAUGAAGCUCCUGUUUUAAGAGGUGGUCUUGGGGUGGUUAGUGACAAUGAGCCUCCGGCACAGAGACGAUAUCCGGAUCGGGCAUAUUCAAAUCCCAAUCGGAAUAGCGAUACUUCUCCAAAGAGAAACUACAAUGAUCCAGGAUCAGCAUUCCGUGAGACUUUCACUUAUGAGCCAUUUCCGCCCAAAGAUCAAAAAGGUUAUCCAAUAAAUAACCAGAGUAGCGGUUACCACUACGACAAGCGCAUUACACAAUCACCCAUCCGCAAUCCAACUUUGAGGCCUACUCAAAAAUUGGUAGCCCAAACCACCGCGAGGGACCCAUUUGACGAUCCCAAUCGAUAUCGCAUUCCCCAACAACAGGAAACCCGAGAAGGAGUCAGAUUUGUUAAUGGACAACCUUACAGGGAGCCAGCCAAUAUCCAAGAUCGAUAUGGGAAUCGCUAUGAUCCACGUUUCCACAGCAUCCCCGGGACCUACGAUCCUGAAAAUGAUCCUCGUUUCUCAGACCCUCGUUAUCAAGACCCUCGGAAUGUUCCCAAGUACAACAACAACAGACAGAGCAUCCCCAAAGAUCGAUAUGACUCUAAGUAUCGAUAUUACGAGCGUUUCCCUGAUCGGCAAACGGAUCGAUUGCGUGAUCCCAACUAUGAUCCUCGUUAUGAUCCCGAUGACUUACCCGUGCCCGGUGUGCUGGGAGGGUGGCUCCCGGAACUUCAGGGCGAGUGUCGACCAGGGUGUGAGAAUCUCCCUCGAGAUGUGACCAUCAGCACGAACUACGGCAGAGUGAAUGGGUUCUACGUUUACCUGUACGACGGACCCAGGGUGCCUGAAUUUGAACGACCCGGAGUGGCCAAUGUGGAUAAAGUCAAAUCCACAGUCACUGUCUUUUUGGGGAUUCCUUACGCCCAGCCGCCAACUGGGGAAGCACGGCUUAUGCCUCCCCGAGCUCAUCGAGGUUGGCAGAGUUACGACGCCGUGGAUUGGGCCCCGGUUUGCCCACAACCAAUUCGCUUUGUCGGAGCAACCAAAAAUGCCCCCUUAAUGGACGAAGAUUGUUUGUAUCUCAAUAUCUUCUCUCCGACAGUUAAAUCUGGGCAAUCGCAAUUGUUCCCCGUUAUGUUCUACAUUCAUGGAGGCGAGUUUUCGCAUGGAUCAGGGAACGAAUUUCCUGGCCAACAAUUGGCGGCUUGGGGAAGAGUGGUUGUGGUCACAAUCAAUUAUCGUUUAGGGGCCUUGGGAUUUCUUUCCACCGGAGAUCAGCAUGCCCCUGGCAAUUAUGGUCUUUUGGACCAAGCCAUGGCUUUGAAAUGGGUGUCUGACAAUAUCAACAGUUUCCAAGGAGACAGAGAAAGAAUCACAGUAUUUGGCCCGGGUGCUGGUGCUGCGAGUGCCGGUCUCCUGGCAGUGAUGCCAAGAACACGAGAUAUGGUCAGACGUGUCAUAGCGAUAAGUGGAAGUCCAGUUGCCGAAUGGGCGGCAAUCAACGACAAGUUUCGAGCCAUGAACACGAGUUUAGUGUUUGGGGAACGAGUUGGAUGUACCAUUGACAAUUCGUGGAAAUUGGUAGAUUGUGUUCGAAGAGGUCGCUCCGCCGCAGAAUUGACAAAUAUCGAGUUCAAACCUGAAAUUGGUACAUGGCCUUGGGCGCCAGUCGUGCAGGUGAACAUUUCAAUGCCUGAAGACGAAUGGAACGAGGAAUGGGUGUCUGACGACUUCAUGGCCUUGCCGGAUCUGGUUACAGAGCUCUAUCAACAGGAAAAAUAUAAUCCAAGACUCCAAUAUCUCACUGGGGUCUCGAGGGAUGACGCAUCGUACCUACUCUAUAACAACAAGUCCUUAGCUCCCAACUAUGAUGUGGGUUGGGAUUUCUUUGACGUGAUGGUCCGAGAUCACAUCAACCAAUAUAAUUACACCUUGAACCCAGAGGGAAUCUUUAAUGCCAUCAAAUACAUGUACACCUAUUAUCCUGAUCCAAACAACCGCAGUCACAUUCGUGAAGAAUUCAUCAACUUUUGGUCAGAUUAUUACUUCCGAGCCCCUCAAGACGCAAUUGUCAAGACUUUGGUCGAUAAUCGAGUGGAUACUUUUAUGUAUGUACAAAAUACCACGGUGGAAGCCCUUCGAUUACCUUGGUGGAGACAAAUAACGCAUAAUUUGGAGCAUUUCUUUUUGACCGGAGCGCCUUUCAUGGAUCCAGUUUUCUUCCCCGAAGGCCAGCAGGUGAGCCGCAAUCUGUGGACUGAAGGUGAUCGCAACAUGAGUGAAUUUUUCAUCUAUGCCUUUUCCAACUUUUCUUGGUAUGGAAAACCUACACCUACUCACAUUUUGGGCGUGCACUGGGACAACACGAAGAAAGGUGAAAUUCUGCACUUUCUGGCCGUCAACACGACAGAAAAUUCCACCAUGCUAUGGAACUAUCGACAACGGGAAUGUGCUUUUUGGACAGAAUAUCUGCCAAGUGUCAUUGGUUACAUCACUCCAACAUAUCCUCCAACCACGGAGUUUUGGUGGGAGCCAGACUCACCACUCCAGAAGGCUUUUUGGUCCAUAUCUUCGCUUUGCUUGUUCCUAAUCGUCUUGGUCGUUGUUUGCUUCCUUUUGUGGCGGAAUGCUACCAGGAAGCUGAAAGACCGAUAUUACGACGAUGGAACAGCUUCGUUGAGGGGCUAUCCACCAGAUUUCAAAGGCAGUGGAAUUGGUUUGGAUACCGUGGGUAAGGGAUCCCAAAUUCCCCAUUCCGAGACUAUUCACACAGACGUUGGGUCCCUACAUCAUUACCCAGCCUCGAAUGGGAGUGUAUUGAAUUCUCUUCCACCGCAAACACCCAUCAUUCCCAUUCAACCGAGCUUCAGUAACGCCAAUAUGGCGGGGUCCAACGCAACGACAAUGCGCAUGAACUCCACAACGGUUCUUCAAUCAGGCUACCCUCAAAAUCAACCACUGCCACCCACACCAAAGAUGUACCAUCAUCAGAGCUAUCAGAACAUGCCAUCCAAUAAUGGCAUGAUGCUCAAUACAAGCGAUGACUCCCUGCCCUCGGCCAUGAGCCUGCAGGUCCCAAUGAGCAACCCGAAUGGUCAAAUGGGAGCAGGGAUGCCACGGCAUCAUUCCCAACAACAGAUGCCCUACAUGGGACAAGCCUCGCCUGGUGUAACGAGGAAGUACCCCAUAGAGGAUCAACCCAUGGGUAUGCCUAGAGGGGGGGCCCAUCUGGUGCCCGGACGCAUGAACCAAAGUCAAUCUCGGCCUUUGAGCCAGUCUAGUUUAAGAAAAGACAUGUCGUCCACUGCCGUCUGACCUAUUUGAUGUUGACAGGAGAUGCCAGUUGUGGGAACCUGCUUUUGAUCUCAGGGUUGUUGCAGUAAAAAAAAUACUCAGGGUUCCUGCACGGCGGGUACCACUCCUCCUAAUUCUUUGGGCAUGUUUCGCAUCGAAUACAAUUGUUGGUGACAAUACAAAGAGACUGUAACAUUUUUCCACUAUUUUCCAAUUGCAACGAAAUAAAGAGAAUUGAACAUUCA